GAUUUAUAUUUUCAACUUAUAUGCGUGUGUUUAGUCCGUGCUGUAUUCCUCCACGAGGUCACAUAAGUUAAGUAUUAACUGAUACGUAGGUAGAGGUCAGUGCUCUGUUGACAUACAGCUAAAUCUCCGUCAAAUAAAAAGGAGAAAAGAAACUUCACUCAGCUUGAGAGAAAACCAAAGAAAUACUAAGAACGAGGCACACAGACAGGCAAAGAGGAAGAUACAGACACAAACAGACAGAAAGAGACUGAGAGGGAGAACUGAGAGGGAAAUGUAGACAUGGAAAGGUAUAUAGAGAGACUUGAGGGACAGAGAAACUGAAAAGGGGAAGAGAGAGACACAGAGAGAAAGAGAAAGAGAGACACACACACACAGCCUGAAAUUUAAACAUUAUUCUGGAAGAUUAUCAACCAGGACACAAGGGGAAAAUUCCUCUCGCUACAAAGGGUUUGGGAGGAGGGACAGGCACACAGGCACAGGUACUGAGGCACACAGAUGGGAGCUGUGAGUUUAAGGUCUAGUUUGAGAGGCAGUACCUGCUACAGGGUUUUGACAGUGCAAGGAUGUUUCUUCUGAUGAUAGUUUCGAUUUCACUCCUGCCUUCAACCAAACAAUUCCUGCAAUCGGGACAGAACAUUACGUGGAACAAUACCCUUGGCUGUGGCCGCCCGGUGACGCCGCUGACCCCGGUCCAGCGGAUCUUCGGCGGGCGGCGGGCCCUGGGCUCGCAGUUCCCGUGGCACGUGCUGGUGCUGACGCCGGGCCGGGCGGCCGGGACCCUGAUCAGCCGCCGCUGGGUCCUCACGGCCGCCCACACCCUGUACCCCAAGGGCUCGGCCCGGCGCGGGGCGGCCCAGUUGGCGGCGGCGGUGACGGUCCACGGCGGCAGCGGCAGCGUGAGGGAGCUGCUGGCCUCGGCCCCGCUGGCGGUGGCGGCCGUCGCGGUGCACCCGGGCUUCCCGCCCGACCCGCACGACUUCGACAACGACAUCGCGCUGCUCCGGCUCCGGCGGGAGGUGGCGCUGAGCGCGAGCCUGUCCCCGGUCUGCCUCCCCGAGGCCCGCGGCCCGGGGUCCCCGGGGUCCCGCCGCCGCCCGCGACCCGGCACCGUGGGCCUAGUGCCCGGCUUCGGCCUGACCGACGAGCACGUCCUGCCGGACGGCCUGCGCUACGCGGCCCUCCCGCUGGCCUCGGCCGCCGACUGCCUGCGCUCGCUCGGCCCCGCGCGGGUGGCGGGCCGCCGGCCGCUGCUCAGCGACAACAUGCUGUGCGCCGGGGCCCCCGAGGGCGGCGCCGACUCCUGCGUGGGCGACACCGGCGGCGGUUGGGUCACCUUCGACCGCCGGGCCGGGCGCUGGCUGCUGCGGGGCAUCGUGUCCUGGGGACUCGGCUGCGGCCGACCCGGGCGCUACGGCGUCUACACCCGGGUGUCCCGGUACCUGCCCUGGAUCCAGAGGGUCACCCGGGCGGACGCACAAAACACAGUCACUACACUUCGCAGUGAUAGCCCGUUGAAGCGCUUCGGGACGUCCGGAAGACAAUCACGAAUUAACCCGAAAUAUUUAAUCCGAAUAGACCCACUGUGGAAAAAAAAAGGAGAGCCCCUGAGAACCAGCCCGUAG
Molecule: messenger RNA, 1622 nt
Organism: Callorhinchus milii (elephant shark)
Lineage: Eukaryota; Metazoa; Chordata; Chondrichthyes; Chimaeriformes; Callorhinchidae
Product: complement C1r subcomponent-like
Biological process (GO): proteolysis
Molecular function (GO): serine-type endopeptidase activity
Source: RefSeq, a predicted model, not a curated record